UUGUGGGAAGGAGUUGUUCUGUCCUUGUUUUGAUCGGAUCAGCUGAUAUUCUGCCUUCUUGUCUACCUUACGGUGGGAUGGUUACCUGCUCAGAUCUUUUCUGAAUCACAAAUCUUCGGCUCCCAGUUGACCAGAGUUACCUGGCUAUUGUAUGUGAGAUUAUCCACUUGUGCUUGCAGAAAGAUCGUUCAUGAUUUCAUCAGAUAGCGAAGAGGAACUGUACACUGAGAGGACGGCUCUGAUGUCAGCCAGCUCCUCUGCAAUGCCUUCCUAUCAGGAGAGGGAUGGGAUGUCUGGUGCUGCCAAUGUCCGGACUAACCGACGCCGAUUGGCAGCCAGUCAACCAGCAAAUCCUGCAGAGAGGAGCAAUGGCACAGAGAGUGGGCCUGCAAACAGAGAUACAGAUGGAGAGGGCGAGGAGGAAGAGGAAGAGGAACUAAUUCUAAAGUAUGGGGCGAAGCACGUCAUCAUGCUGUUUGUUCCUGUUACGCUCUGUAUGGCAGUCGUGGUGGUGACAAUUAAAUCCGUCAGCUUCUACACACAGAAGGAUGGGCAACUAAUCUACACCCCAUUUACCGAGGAUACGGACUCUGUUGGACAACGUAUCCUUAACUCCAUCCUGAACACAUUAAUAAUGAUCAGUGUUAUUGUCGUAAUGACUAUAAUUCUUGUUUUUCUUUACAAGUAUCGAUGUUAUAAGUUUAUCCAUGGAUGGCUGAUUCUAUCCUCUCUCCUGUUGCUAUUCCUCUUCACGUACAUUUACCUAGGUGAAGUCUUUAAGACAUACAAUGUGGCCAUGGAUUAUCCCACCCUGAUCCUAAUCAUUUGGAACUUUGGAGCAGUAGGAAUGGUUUGCAUCCACUGGAAGGGACCUCUGCAGCUCCAGCAGGCUUACCUCAUCAUGAUCAGUGCACUGAUGGCCUUGGUCUUCAUUAAAUACCUCCCUGAAUGGUCAGCUUGGGUCAUUCUUGGCGCAAUAUCUAUUUAUGAUCUAAUAGCAGUGUUGUGCCCUAAAGGUCCCCUGCGUAUGCUCGUGGAAACAGCACAGGAGAGGAAUGAACCAAUAUUUCCUGCCUUAAUAUAUUCCUCCACAAUGGUUUGGUUGGUAACGAUGGCGAAGCGAAGUGUGGACACUGAGGAGCCUCUGAACUACACCUGUAAUGCAGAUAAUUAUCCUGAUGUGGAGAUUGAGGCAAAUCACCACCCUGCUGAGGGAUUGGAGAAUGUUGCUGAUUUGCCUCCCACUCAAGUCCAAGGGGUGUUCCAAUCAGCUGCCGGGGGAGAGGAACUCGAGGAAGAAAAGGGCGUGAAACUUGGCUUGGGGGACUUCAUCUUUUACAGUGUCCUGGUGGGCAAGGCUGCUGCAGGUGCCAGUGGAGACUGGAACACAACCUUGGCCUGCUUCAUUGCCAUUCUGAUUGGAUUGUGCCUCACGCUCCUGUUGCUGGCUGUGUUUAAGAAAGCCUUGCCAGCACUCCCCAUCUCCAUCACCUUUGGCCUGGUGUUCUACUUCUCCACUGACAACCUGGUUCGGCCUUUCAUGGACACACUCGCUUUUCACCAGUUUUAUAUUUAAGAACUUGACUAAAACUCCACCUCACUUGGACUGCUGAUAGUAGGUGCAGGGUUGGGGAAAUUUCAGCACUGAUCUUACCUUGUAGAAGUCCAGAAGGAAAAGAAAAAUCAUUUAUAUAUUCAUAAUUUAAUGAUGCAAAUGUUAUAGCCAUUUUGAGUCUGACCAAUUGUGCAAGAUUGAAUUUUAAGAAAUGUCUUUAUAGAAAUAAAAGUAUGUUUAUUAGUAACUUAAAA
Messenger RNA from Chiloscyllium plagiosum (whitespotted bambooshark), 1809 nucleotides. It is a transcript of the gene psen2, whose product is annotated as presenilin 2. Gene Ontology annotation, biological process: calcium ion homeostasis; Notch signaling pathway; membrane protein ectodomain proteolysis. The record is from RefSeq and is a predicted model, not a curated record. Gene Ontology annotation, cellular component: gamma-secretase complex; membrane. NCBI's taxonomy places the organism in Eukaryota, Metazoa, Chordata, Chondrichthyes, Orectolobiformes, Hemiscylliidae. Gene Ontology annotation, molecular function: aspartic endopeptidase activity, intramembrane cleaving.